This is a messenger RNA of Coffea eugenioides, 1705 nucleotides long. RefSeq names its product ruvB-like 2. NCBI's taxonomy places the organism in Eukaryota, Viridiplantae, Streptophyta, Magnoliopsida, Gentianales, Rubiaceae. Gene Ontology annotation, biological process: regulation of transcription by RNA polymerase II; box C/D snoRNP assembly; chromatin remodeling. Gene Ontology annotation, cellular component: Ino80 complex; R2TP complex; NuA4 histone acetyltransferase complex. Gene Ontology annotation, molecular function: ATP hydrolysis activity; ATP binding; DNA helicase activity. The record is from RefSeq and is a predicted model, not a curated record.
UUACACCCCCCCCAAAAAAAAAAAAAGAAAUUGCCUCUUUAUUUUUACAGAGAUAAAGAUCCUCGCAGGUCUCCAAAACCCUAAACCCCCUCUUCCUCUCUCGACUGAACAACUGAGCACCUCCAGCCAUGGCGGAGCUGAAAAUCUCAGAGAUGCGAGACCUAACUCGAAUAGAACGCAUAGGUGCCCACUCCCACAUCCGUGGUCUCGGCUUGGACUCUGCGCUAGAGGCUCGGGCAGUCUCUGAGGGUAUGGUGGGCCAAACCUCAGCCCGAAAAGCCGCCGGGGUUAUUGUUAAGAUGGUCCAGCAAGGUAAAAUCGCCGGCAGGGCUGUUCUUCUUGCGGGUCAACCUGGCUCCGGAAAAACUGCAAUUGCCAUGGGCAUGGCUAAAUCACUGGGCCAAGAAACCCCUUUUGCUAUGCUAGCUGGAAGCGAGCUCUUCUCUCUCGAGAUGUCGAAAACUGAAGCUCUCAUGCAAGCUUUUAGAAAAGCUAUUGGAGUUCGAAUUAAAGAAGACGAGGUUAUUGAAGGUGAAGUUGUGGAGAUUCAAAUUGCGCCGGCAGUUGCUGGAGCUGCGUCGAAGACUGGCAAGUUGACGCUGAAGACGACAGAGAUGGAGACGGUCUAUGAUUUUGGGGCGAAGAUGAUUGAGGCUUUUGGAAAAGAAGGGCAGAGUGGAUGUUAUUGCUAUUGAUAAGACUUCUGGAAGAUUACGAAGCUAGGGAGGUUUUUUCGCGCGUCGAGAGACUAUGAUGCUAUGGGCCCACAGACGAAGUUCGUGCAGUGCCCAGGGGAGUUGCAGAAGCGGAAAGAGAUUGUGCAUUGCGUGACGCUCCAUGAGAUUGAUGUAAUCAACAGCAGAACACAGGGGUUUUUAGCUCUCUUCACUGGUGAUACCGGUGAAAUUCGCGCUGAAGUUAGGGAACAAAUUGACACAAAAGUUGCAGAGUGGAGGGAAGAAGGCAAGGCAGAGAUUGUCCCUGGUGUUCUUUUCAUUGAUGAAGUGCACAUGCUUGACAUAGAGUGCUUUUCUUUCCUAAACCGUGCUCUGGAGAAUGAUAUGGCACCUAUCUUGGUUGUUGCUACAAACAGAGGCAUUACUACUAUCCGUGGCACUAAUUACAAAUCUCCACAUGGGAUUCCAAUUGAUUUUCUUGAUCGACUGCUUAUAAUCUCCACGCAACCGUACACUGAAGAAGAUAUAAGAAAAAUUCUGGACAUCAGGUGCCAAGAGGAAGACGUAGAAAUGUCCGAAGAUGCAAAGGUUUUACUUACAAAGAUAGGGGUUGAUACAUCAUUGAGGUAUGGCAUACACCUAAUUACGGCUGCUGCUUUGGCUUGCCAAAAGAGGAACGGUAAGAUUGUAGAGAUGGAAGAUAUCAGUCGAGUGUAUGAGCUGUUUUAUGAUGUCAAGAGAUCAACUCAAUACUUGAUGGAAUUCCAGAGCCAGUAUAUGUUUAAUGAGGUUCCAGCAGGAGAAGGGGAUGAAGAUGAGGCCAAUGCAAUGGUUUCUUGAGGCGUUCCUUGUGCUCGUGCAACUUUAAGAUAACUUCAAGUUCUUGAAUUGUAUCUAAGCGCAUAACUUUGUAAAGACUUAGUUGCCGCUUGAUUGAUUUGUAUUUUGUGAAUGGAGAUGUACAAUUACUUGACAUGCCAGAAGCAUCAACUAAUCAUUAAAGAACUGAGCUGGAAACUUGCGUUUUA